This is a messenger RNA of Galeopterus variegatus (Sunda flying lemur), 1731 nucleotides long. RefSeq names its product lamina-associated polypeptide 2, isoform alpha-like. The transcript has a single exon. The record is from RefSeq and is a predicted model, not a curated record. The coding region runs from base 1 to 1731 and encodes 576 amino acids. Lineage: Eukaryota; Metazoa; Chordata; Mammalia; Dermoptera; Cynocephalidae.
AUGCUUAAACUUCCUGCCUCUUUUGCCUCUACAGGAAAGAAGAAAGAACACAAGAAAGCGAAGUCCACUAGGGAUUUUGUUCCUUUUUCUGAACUUCCAACUACUCCCUCUGGUGGAUUUUUUCAGGACAUUUCUUUUCCUGAAAUCUCCACCCGUCCUCCUUUGGGCAGGACUGAACUACAGGCAGCUAAGAAAGUACAUACUUCUAAGGGAGACCCACCUAGGGAGCCUCUUAUUGCCACAACCUUGCCUGGCAGGGGACAGUUGCAGAAGUUAGCGUCUGGAGGAGAUUUAUUUAUUUCCUCCAAGUCUAGCCGUGGUAGGUGUUUAGAGAAAAGUUCUUCGUCAUCUUCUCAGCAUGAACUCGCUGCCAUGUUGGUCUCUACUGCAGCCUCUCCUUCACUGAGUAAAGAAACCACCACUACUUGCUAUAAAGACAUAGAAAAUAUUUACUGUGGAGAGAAAAGUGGAAUUCAGCCAUUAUGUUCUGAGAGGUCCCAUAUUUCAGAUCAGUCGAUUCUCUCCAGUGAAAGGAAAGCACUAGAAGAGUCUGAGAGAUCACAAGUAAUUUCUCCACCACUUGCUCAGGCAAUCAGAGAUUAUGUCAAUUAUCUGUUGGUUCAGGGUGGGGUAGGUAGUUUGCCUGGGACUUCUAACUCUGCACCCCUGCUGGAUGUAGAAAACAUAUGGAAGAGAAUUGGUCAAUCUAAUUUUCAAGAAACUGAAUCCCUGUCACCUCCACGAAAAUUCCCUAGACUCGAUGAGAAGUCAGUAGAGGAAAGGGAUUCAGGUUCCUUUGUAGCAUUUCAGAAUCCACCUGGAUCUAAACUGUCUUCUUUUGCCAAAACUGCUAUCUCUAAUUCACUCGCUACCUUAGGCAUAGAAAUGGCUAAGCAAUCACAGCUGGAUAAAAUAGAUGCCUCAGAACCAUCCUUUCCCUUCCAUGAAUCUAUUUUGAAGGUAAUUGAAGAGGAGUGGCAGCAAAUUGACAGGCAGCUGCCUUCAUUGGCACAUAAGUAUCCGAUUUCCUCCAAAGAGGCAACACAGAUAUUAGCAAUUCCAAAAGUAGAUGAUGAAAUCCUCGGGUUUAUUUCUCAAGCCACUCCACCAGCAGGUAUUCAGGCAACCUCCACUGAGUCUUGUGGUAAACAGUUGGACUUAGCACUCUGUAGAACAUAUGAAGCUGCAGCAUCAGCAUUACAGAUUGCAACCCACACAGCCUUCGUAGCUAAAGCUAUGCAGGCAGACAUUAGUCAGGCUGCACAGAUUCUUAGCUCUGAUCCUAGUCAUACACAGCAAGCACUUUGGAUUCUAAGCAAAACAUAUGAUGCAGCCUCAUUUCUUUGUGAAGCUGCAUUUGAUGAAGUGAAGGUGGCUGCCCAUACCAUGGGAUCUUCCACUGUAGGUCGCCGACAUCUCUGGCUGAAGGAUUGCAAAAUUAAAGCUGCACAGAUUCUUAGCUCUGAUCCUAGUCGUUCACAGCAAGCACUUUGGAUUCUAAGCAAAACAUAUGAUGCAGCCUCAUUUCUUUGUGAAGCUGCAUUUGAUGAAGUGAAGGUGGCUGCGCAUACCAUGGGAUCUUCCACUGUAGGUCGCCGACAUCUCUGGCUGAAGGAUUGCAAAAUUAAUCCAGCUUCUAAGAAUAAGCUGACUGUUGCUCCCUUUAAAGGUGGAACAUUAUUUGGAGGAGAAGUAUACAAAGUAAUUAAAAAGCAUGGGAAAAAACAGUAA